Rhagoletis pomonella (apple maggot) is the source of this 1299-nucleotide messenger RNA. It is a transcript of the gene CLS, whose product is annotated as probable cardiolipin synthase (CMP-forming). Gene Ontology annotation, cellular component: membrane; mitochondrion. Gene Ontology annotation, biological process: cardiolipin biosynthetic process. The record is from RefSeq and is a predicted model, not a curated record. Gene Ontology annotation, molecular function: cardiolipin synthase activity. NCBI's taxonomy places the organism in Eukaryota, Metazoa, Arthropoda, Insecta, Diptera, Tephritidae. The transcript is spliced from 5 exons. The coding region runs from base 189 to 1199 and encodes 336 amino acids.
UAGCUAAAUUUAUUAAACGCAGAUUUUUUUUUGGAUAUUUGGAAUUCGUGCAGCAGAGCGGAGCAGCAUAGCCAAUGUGCAAUCAACGCUAGCUAAUCGACGUCUGCUAAUUGCAUACAGCUGUAAAACUUUAACGCACCGGAUUCUAGCAAUUCGUCCAACGAUUACACUGCUCCCGAUUUGAGAAGAUGCUACCCGCUACAAUCUUCCGUCAAGUGCAAUGCACUCGUAAUGGCCUGAGUAAGAACCUUACAGAUUUGGUAAUCGGCUUAAGCACAGCUGGGCCGCCCGCAAAUGGUGUAAACUGUUUGAAUCGUUAUGCAGCCGCAACAGGCUUCAUACGAAUCUCAUUUCUGGAUUUUAAUCAGCACCGUAAUUGGGAUAUAGCGAGAUUGCGUCAGUAUGCCGAUACAAAGAAGAAAUCAUUGCAUUUAAGAACAUUGCAGGGCCGCCAUAUAUUGCAGGAUGUGAUAGACAAAAAGUGUGAAAGUUUUAUUGAACGAAAGAAUGUACUGGUGGAAGAUAUACGUGGUGCGCGGCACAAAGUGCAAGAGCGCGUACGCGAAAGAAUGGAAGAGGUCAUUGAGCGUGAAAAUAUAUUGACUAUACCGAAUAUGCUGACUGUAGGAAGAGCUUUUUUGUCACCUUACAUUGGAUAUGUUAUAGUGCAACAGGAUUUUCGACUGGCUAUGGGAUUACUGGUGGUAGCGGGUAUCACGGAUUUGUUGGAUGGGCAAAUUGCUAGAAGGUGGCCAAAUCAAGCAAGCAAGGCGGGAUCGUUCCUAGAUCCAAUGGCUGAUAAAUUGCUUAUUGGAUCGUUAGUCAUAUCAAUGGGUGUGGGCGAGUUGUUGCCGUGGUGGCUGGCUGGCACUGUACUCUUUCGCGAUGUCUUCCUACUCGCCGCAGGCUUUGUCAUACGGUACAUCAGUUUGCCACCACCAAAAACUUUUACUCGCUACUUUGAUGCUACUUAUGUAACUGCUCAAUUGGAACCCACGCUCAUUAGUAAGAUCAAUACCGGAGUGCAAUUAGCUACUAUUGGUAUCAGCUUGGGAGCUCCAAUAUGGAAUUAUAUCGACCAUCCCGUGCUGCAUGGGCUCUGGUAUUUGACUGGUGCUACAACUGUGGCUGCCGCUCUCAGUUAUAUACUGAACAAAAAUACAUUUAAGAUUAUCACAAAGCGAAGGAAUAAUUCGUAGAUGUACCGAACAUUGCCAAGCGGAUACAUAUAGUUAUAUAUAUUUUCAUAUACUAUUUUUAUGAAGAUAACCAAAAACACCAAAAUUUAACAAAAAGUUU